CCUAUUUACAGGGGCUUGGGAGGUAGUGCUCUGAAUCUUUUCUUUUUCAGGAUGGCUCCUUGGAGGGUGGUCCUGGUUACUGCUGUGUGUGUAGCAGUGUUUGGGGUGCCAGUUGUCCCGGAGCUAGUUCCCACCCAAUGGAAUGGCUCCUUGCACCCAACUGCAGCAGCAGCUAUCGCCACAGGUCACAAUCGGCAAGACGCCACAACUGCACGGUCUGCAAAGAUGAGCUUCUUCCAUAAAGUCCUGAAUGCUGCCAAAGAUCUAGUGUCCCCCUUCUGGGAUGAUUCCUCUUACAAUACAGUGUCCACGGUGGUGCCUGCUGCUUCAGCCCCCUCUGGUACCCCAGUGGCUGGCCAUCUCUCAGCUAGGACACCAGCUCAUGUCCAGGUCCUGCAAGGUGGCCACUCCAUAAAGUCUGCGAAGAUGAACUUCACCCUAAGGAUCCUGAAUGAGGACUUCAGUGUGAUGGCAGAGCCCCCAGCAUACAACCCUGGCUCUCCCAUCCAUGUUGAGGCCAGAGUGGAAUCCAGUGCAGGUGUCUCCCCAAGGAUCUAUGUGGAUGAGUGCUAUGGGACCCGUGCAAAGCACCUGAACCAUUCCAGGAGGAUCUAUGUGAUUGUGAACAACCAUGGGUGUCUGCAUGGGGGGGAGUCUGGAGACAUUGCCAUCUGGCGUCGGCCGGAGGAUUCUGCCUUGCAGUUUGCCAUCCAGGCUUUCAUGCUGGCUGGAGAACCAGAGGAAAAGAUCUACAUUCACUGCCUGCUGACUGCAUGGGGUCAGGAGAGCCUCACACGCCUGGGGAAGAAGUCCUGCUAUUACAACAGGACCUCCUUCAGCUGGCAGAACCUCGAGGACCCUUCCCAGAACUUAAAGUGUAGCUGCUGUGACAGCCACUGCCCUGCUGAUCCCACUCCUCCAGGAGAACUAAGAGAGUUUGUAGGUGAAGGGAUGCUCCACAGAAAGGUAGCUGGCCCCUUGACAGUGCACAAGGAAGAGGCUCCAUGGUAUGAAGAACGAUGCCACACCCUGAAGAAGCUUCUGCUGGUGGGUGUUGCUUUUGUGGGUAGCUGUCUGGUGGGAGCCCUCUUUGUAGGAGGCCUCUUGGCUCUGGCUCUGGCCUUGUUCCGGUCAUACCAGAGCAGCAAAGGGCAAAGGCUGCUGAGGAAGAGGAAGGAGUACCCCUACCAUACAGAGCUGCAGACUGUGGUGAGUGCCCUUGUGACUGCUGAAGAGAUACAGAAGGAUCAGAGAGAAUCCAGCAUAGACUACAACUUGAAUACAGAUGCAUCAGAGAAGGAAUAACCAGCCCUUCAAGCUAUAAUAAAUGCUCUAUUUCUCUAACAUU
Chelonia mydas (Green sea turtle) is the source of this 1348-nucleotide messenger RNA. RefSeq names its product zona pellucida sperm-binding protein 3-like. The coding region runs from base 52 to 1305 and encodes 417 amino acids. Gene Ontology annotation, cellular component: extracellular matrix. Gene Ontology annotation, molecular function: acrosin binding. Gene Ontology annotation, biological process: egg coat formation; positive regulation of acrosome reaction; binding of sperm to zona pellucida. The record is from RefSeq and is a predicted model, not a curated record. The transcript has 9 exons. NCBI's taxonomy places the organism in Eukaryota, Metazoa, Chordata, Testudines, Cheloniidae.